Saccharomyces cerevisiae S288C is the source of this 2340-nucleotide messenger RNA. It is a transcript of the gene YSH1, whose product is annotated as cleavage polyadenylation factor subunit YSH1. The record is from RefSeq and is marked reviewed. The coding region runs from base 1 to 2340 and encodes 779 amino acids. NCBI's taxonomy places the organism in Eukaryota, Fungi, Ascomycota, Saccharomycetes, Saccharomycetales, Saccharomycetaceae. Gene Ontology annotation, cellular component: nucleus. The transcript has a single exon.
AUGGAGCGAACAAAUACAACAACAUUCAAAUUUUUUUCAUUGGGAGGAAGUAACGAAGUUGGACGAUCAUGUCAUAUAUUGCAAUAUAAAGGUAAAACAGUGAUGCUCGACGCAGGAAUUCAUCCGGCAUAUCAAGGAUUAGCUUCAUUACCUUUUUACGAUGAAUUUGAUCUUUCCAAAGUCGAUAUCUUACUGAUAUCACAUUUCCAUUUAGACCAUGCCGCUUCACUUCCGUAUGUGAUGCAACGGACUAACUUUCAAGGCAGAGUUUUCAUGACACAUCCAACCAAAGCCAUUUACAGAUGGCUACUGCGAGAUUUUGUAAGAGUUACUAGUAUAGGUUCUUCAUCCUCCUCUAUGGGGACUAAAGACGAAGGUCUAUUCUCAGAUGAGGAUUUAGUUGAUUCUUUCGAUAAAAUUGAAACGGUGGACUAUCAUUCUACUGUUGACGUCAAUGGUAUCAAAUUUACGGCAUUCCAUGCAGGCCAUGUAUUGGGUGCAGCGAUGUUUCAAAUAGAGAUUGCUGGCCUUAGGGUGUUAUUCACAGGUGACUAUUCGAGAGAAGUAGAUCGUCACUUAAAUUCUGCUGAGGUGCCUCCACUUUCAUCCAACGUAUUAAUUGUGGAAUCUACCUUUGGUACCGCUACUCACGAGCCCCGUUUAAAUAGAGAAAGGAAGCUAACCCAACUAAUCCAUUCCACAGUGAUGAGAGGAGGCCGUGUUCUACUGCCUGUUUUUGCUUUAGGGAGAGCUCAAGAAAUCAUGCUUAUACUGGAUGAGUACUGGUCUCAACAUGCUGAUGAACUCGGUGGUGGACAAGUCCCAAUAUUUUAUGCAUCAAAUUUGGCAAAAAAAUGUAUGAGCGUUUUUCAAACCUAUGUAAAUAUGAUGAAUGAUGACAUUAGAAAAAAAUUUAGAGACUCUCAGACUAAUCCCUUCAUAUUCAAAAAUAUAUCUUAUCUUAGAAACUUGGAGGAUUUCCAAGAUUUUGGUCCCAGUGUGAUGUUGGCCUCACCAGGUAUGCUGCAAAGUGGGUUAUCAAGAGAUUUACUUGAAAGGUGGUGCCCUGAAGAUAAAAAUCUAGUACUAAUCACCGGUUACUCCAUCGAAGGAACAAUGGCGAAAUUUAUUAUGCUUGAGCCAGAUACAAUACCUUCCAUAAAUAAUCCGGAAAUAACCAUUCCAAGACGUUGUCAAGUUGAAGAAAUCUCCUUUGCCGCACACGUUGACUUCCAGGAAAAUUUAGAAUUUAUUGAAAAGAUUAGUGCGCCAAAUAUCAUCCUUGUUCAUGGAGAAGCCAAUCCCAUGGGCCGUUUGAAAUCUGCAUUGUUAUCCAAUUUCGCGUCUUUAAAGGGUACAGAUAAUGAAGUCCAUGUUUUUAAUCCUAGAAACUGUGUUGAAGUAGAUCUUGAAUUUCAAGGUGUCAAGGUUGCAAAAGCUGUGGGAAAUAUUGUGAACGAAAUAUAUAAAGAAGAAAACGUAGAGAUAAAGGAAGAAAUUGCGGCUAAAAUUGAACCUAUAAAGGAAGAAAACGAAGACAACUUGGAUUCUCAAGCAGAAAAAGGUUUGGUUGAUGAAGAGGAACACAAAGACAUAGUCGUUUCUGGGAUUCUAGUUUCAGAUGACAAAAAUUUCGAAUUAGACUUCCUUUCUUUGUCUGAUUUAAGAGAGCACCAUCCCGAUCUUUCUACAACGAUAUUAAGAGAGCGCCAGUCAGUUCGUGUAAAUUGUAAAAAGGAGCUAAUUUACUGGCACAUUUUACAAAUGUUUGGAGAGGCUGAAGUUCUUCAAGAUGAUGAUAGAGUAACAAAUCAAGAACCAAAGGUUAAAGAAGAGUCAAAAGACAAUCUGACCAAUACAGGUAAAUUGAUUCUACAGAUAAUGGGUGAUAUUAAGUUAACUAUUGUUAAUACUCUAGCCGUUGUGGAAUGGACUCAAGAUUUAAUGAAUGACACUGUAGCAGACUCCAUUAUUGCUAUACUUAUGAAUGUGGAUUCAGCUCCCGCCAGUGUCAAGCUUUCGAGUCAUUCUUGUGAUGAUCAUGAUCAUAACAAUGUGCAGUCUAAUGCACAAGGUAAGAUUGAUGAAGUUGAGAGGGUGAAGCAAAUCUCAAGGUUGUUUAAAGAACAGUUUGGUGACUGUUUUACUUUAUUUCUCAAUAAAGAUGAAUAUGCAAGUAAUAAAGAGGAAACUAUAACUGGAGUGGUUACCAUAGGUAAAAGCACUGCUAAGAUUGACUUCAACAAUAUGAAAAUUUUAGAAUGUAAUUCAAAUCCUUUGAAAGGUAGGGUGGAAAGCCUCUUAAAUAUUGGUGGUAAUUUGGUCACACCGCUAUGUUAA